Aspergillus calidoustus is the source of this 387-nucleotide messenger RNA. The record is from the annotation of a GenBank genome assembly. NCBI's taxonomy places the organism in Eukaryota, Fungi, Ascomycota, Eurotiomycetes, Eurotiales, Aspergillaceae.
AUGGCAACCACAAACCCCAAAUACAACCUCCGCAACCCCCUCCCGCUCUCCGCCGCCCAAGAAGCCGAAGUCAAGCAAUUAUACUACAAGCGCGUGCGAGCUCAUUGUGCGCCGGAGAUUAAAGCCUUCGCCGAAUGCGCCGUCAACCGCACGGUCACAGCUACAUGGGUGUGCCGGACACAGCGACUCGCGAUGAACUCGUGUAUGGUUGCGCAUGCGAAGCCAGAGGAGGAGGACCGGGCGCGAGAGGAGUGGUUUGCUACGCAUGGGGAGCGGCGGAAGGCGAAGGAGGAAGAGCUUGCGAGGACGGAGAAGAGGAGAGAAGAAGUUAUCAGGAUGAUGCGGGAGGAUGAGAGGCGGCAGGCGGCGGCGAAGGGGUCGAGUUGA